GGGUUUUUUUAAACUUGACUUUGAUGCCGAUGGUCAGGUAACAUGCGACAGCAAACUAAGCAAUAAAAGGUUUACUUAGCUGCCAAAAGGCUGCUAAUCGAUAUCUUAUAUUCGUCGCAGACUUUUCAAAAGCCAUCUCUUCUCGGAGGAAUCUCUCCUAAAAUAUCGUUCAAUGAAAAUAAACAAAAACCUGAAGUUGACAGUUGGACCUGUGUUAAAAAUACUUUAAAAAGCUUAUACUCAAUUGGGUUUCCCCGUGAAAGAUAAUCAUCGAAACAAUGCCUGUCCCUUAUCCUCAACAUCCGAUCCCUAUUGAAGCGCUCUCUGAAUAUGAUAUUCGUGAAAUACUCUUGGAUGGUCAUGAAAUUCUUGAAAAACCACUAACUCCAGCUGCAAACUUUCAGAGGAUUAUUAAUCACACCGACUUUUCUGAGAGCAGCAGUUAUGGUGAUAAUUGUUCUCAGAAUAAAGAGUCCGAAUCUUUUCUAAAGAACUUCACACCAAAAAUAUGGGAGAAUGUUAAAGAGACCCUACGUACUACAUUGAUUGAGAUCAACGCUUUGGUUGACGUUCUUUCUAUCAUCAAAGAAGGAAAAUAUCUGGCCAUUAAUCCUGUUGCUAAUGAUUCGCAAGAAACUAACCUUUCUCUUUACCUAUCUGGGAAAAAACGAUCUAUCGCUGCAGCCGCUGAUAUCUUAAUGAAAGGUGCUGAGCGUCUCCGUCGUAGACAUAGUGAAUUGAUUGAUGCCAGAGUUCGACGAUCGAAUUCAUCAGUUCCCCCUCAAUUUGAUAAUACUCAUAACUCCUUCCAUAAAGCACUAAUGCAUCUACGCCAAGAAUGGAGACUAAAGUUGCAUCAAAAUUCUAUUUUAGGUGAUGUUAGUCUGCGGUCAAUUGGUUCUCACUUCAGGGAGUCUGGUAAUUUCGAGGUCCGGGAAUCAGAUGGUUUUUUUGAUGGUAAAUCAGAUGUGGAGUCACAAGACGACAAGUGUGUUGAUGCAGUAACUGGAGUUAUGAUAAUUUUUUCUCAGUCUAUGGAAGCUCUUUUAAAUUCAUCUCAUGGACCUGGCUUGUUGAAUGUUGAAUUCAUUGAAUCGGAUAUUAAUUCACUACCUACACCUUUGUUAGAGUUCAUAUUUCAUAAACAACAAAUAUCCUCAUGUUCUAGAGAUCCGUUACCCAUUAACCAGAGACAAAAACUUUUCAAAGCUCAGAGAUUAUUAGCAUGUCGAGAGAUUUUAUCUAUGCUUAGUUGUGAGGCAAGUACUUCAAAGGAAUAUAAUCAUCUAACUGGUUCUGUCGCUUUUGCCACUCAGGAUAAGAUCAUAGCCACAUUAUUCCCGGGAGUACAAAUAUGUCUGUCGUCCGUUGUUAGACCUACAGUUUUUGGUGAAGAUGUAUUGGGUGACGAAAGACCAAAAUUGCAAGAUAAAAAAUUACCAGAUCAUACGGUAUUUACUAUGGACUAUUCAAAUUGCAUAAACUUGCAACUUCAUCGUAUGUUAACAGGUCAGCAUCGUGCAGUGUGGCCGAAUCUCGCCAGUUUGCCACAGCCUGCAUGUGGCCCUGUAGAGAUUCCUUUAUACUAUCGUUCAGGUGGUGCGAACGGAUUACCCGCUUCAAGAUUUUCAUCACUAUCACAUAGCACGAAGUUCUCUGGAUUUUCUGUCGCUGUUGCUAGUGUUUCCGGUUUUGCUUCCCAAGCUGCUUCUGCUUUAUGUGUUAUUCACGCCACCAACCGGAUUAACGCAAAUAGUGUUGAGAAAACAACUACCUUUAGCCAGCGUUCUCAACCCAUCUUCGCUGGUCAAGAUCGAUUGUCGCUCUUCACAGAAUGGGGACACUCACUCCCAGCUGGAACCUGUGUUCCACCAGUUGGGUUUCGUCACGGGGUUCCAAACUCUGCUGAUGAUUCGGUCCCCGGCACAAGCGACAUCGCUAUGCUGGAAUAUAACCUGUUAUCUCGAGGAGUUGAUGAAGACACAAUGAAAACUGUUCUUGGUACGAAUCCGUCGUUACUUAGCCGAACCAUUGCCAUAUCUCGUCACCACUAUCUUCGAGAUCAGUAAGUUGAUGUAUAUUUUGACUUGUUUCACUGCAUUAUUUUGCAACAGUAGUUCUAUUCUUUUAGUUCUGAAGGAAUGGACACCUUGUAUGAAAUGUGAAAGGAAAUCUUUCAAGUCUACUAAGUUCACUUGAAUAGUAUGGUCUAAGUCAAAAGACAAUCUUAGAGUCUCCCAAGAUAUAUUUGACUAGAUGUAUCCAGGGGGGGGCACAAUCAACAGCGAACACAUAGAUAAAGAGAAAAUUGACCACUGCAGUAUGGACGAACGAAGAAUAAUUACAUUAAUCAAAAAGGAAUGUAACUAGUUUCCAGUCAACAAAUAAAGUACAAUCAAUAAAAUUUCGGAUGCUCAUGGGUAUUAUCCUCAGAAUAUGUAAGUCGAUUGUAGUUUUCAGACCAGUGUGGAACAUUAUUCCUUUGAAAUCAUGUCCAUUUAAAAAAAGAUAGAAUUUCGGGGACAAAAUUUCUUAAGUGAAAUGUCUUUUAAUUUCCUUAGUUUAUGUAAAAACUUAUUUGAACUGAUUUUCGAAGACAAUUUUGAAGUUAUUUUUCUAUUAUGCUAUGUAUACGCGGGAUUGGUUUCGAAUGUAAUGAGUUACAUUGUUUGAUAAUAAUGAGCAAUCCUUAAUUCUUCAUGCAUAUAUUAGUGAAUAGUCCCUGUUUGCUUUGAAGUUAUGUAUUGACUGAAGCUUAUUCUCAGGUUUAUUGUUCAUACGACACUUAACAGUUAACUGUCAAUAUUUUUUUUUCUUAAUUACUUUCAUUCCUGUCAACAUCAAAUACUUAGUUUCAUCGACUCAGUGCAAGUCACAAAUUUUAUCAACUAACUUCUCUUGGGUAAAACUUCAAACCUAACUUCGACACUUCUAAUGUUGAGACUAUACAUCAUGCGAAUGACUAGGAGGUAUAAUGUAUUAAUUAAUAUGUUUGAAUUAGUUUUUCUAGCUUUUUAUUUCUCACUUUGAUUUCACUUCCAGAGUAUACUCCAUCAUUUCCGAACUUUCUCAAUGCUCUCCUAUUAAAAUUAUAGCACAUUGGGAUACUUUUAAUUCUGCUACUGAAACGUCAGUCAGAUUGUGUUUUUACUGUACAGAUUAUGAUGCCUAUCGUUCGUGGUUAGGUGUAACAAUUACACCUAAUGGUCUUGUGGUAUUGUAUGCAGACCCUCCUAGAACAUAUCGUUUAGGUAUGGAUCUAAGCAGACUCAAAGAUGUUUUAAGCAAUCAGGUUUUGUAUACACAAAUGAAUUAUAUAGAUAUAUUGGCUAUAAAAAUUUUGGGUUGGGUUCGAUUAGGGAAUAAUCCAUUUUCAGCAGUAGCCAAUCCUGAAGAGAUCGGUGAUGGUCCAGUGAUAGUAAAAAUGUUUGCAUCUCCUUCUGCUAAAUAGUAAGCUGAUAUUUCGUAUACCAAUCUUUUUUGUUUGUGUUUCAUGAAUAUUACUGUUAAUAUCGUUUCCAUACAAUAUACUUAUUUAUAAUUAUAAUGUGAACUAGUCCAAUCUUAAUAGUAACGUGAGUGACCUGAAAUUUAUUGGUAAACGUACCGAAACUGAUACUGAAUAUUAAUGAAUGUAUUACACAGUUUAUCUAAGGCCAGUAGGAUGAUAUUUAGUUUAUAAAUUAAUGUGAGUUUCUCUUUCUGUCUCUCCACACCUUUUUAGUUUAAUUUGUUUACGUGCAAGUGCUGUGAUGAAUAUCCGAAUGUUUGUUUCUCGUUGUAGUCCAUGCGACUACCAAUUUACAACCGAUCAUAAAGAUAUAUUUUCAAAUCAAGACUUUCGUGAAGUAUUUCUUUCUCAUAUGUAUGGAAAAAGUUUGGUGUCCAAAGUUGAAGCACUUAUGACUUUAUUGUCUUAAUGAAACUAUUAUAAAAUAUUUUGUUUUAAUUGUGUAAAUAAAUAUUACUUUAU
Schistosoma rodhaini is the source of this 3973-nucleotide messenger RNA. Lineage: Eukaryota; Metazoa; Platyhelminthes; Trematoda; Strigeidida; Schistosomatidae. The record is from the annotation of a GenBank genome assembly.